AUGUUCAAGCGUCUCGUCACCGUCGCCCCCCGCGUCGGCGUUGCGGCACCCCGUGCCUUCGCUCCCCUCGCUGGCCUGCAGUCCGUCCAGCCCGUCCAGCGUCAGACUCCUGCCCCGACCCAGCGGAGAAGUUACCACGAGAAGGUCCUCGAUCACUACAAUAACCCCCGGAAUGUCGGCUCCAUGAAGAAGGGUGACCAGGACGUUGGUACCGGUCUCGUCGGUGCCCCCGCUUGUGGCGAUGUCAUGAAGCUCCAGAUUCGUGUGAACAAGGACUCUGGCCGCAUUGAUGACGUUGUCUUCAAGACUUUCGGGUGUGGUAGUGCUAUCGCUUCGUCGUCUUAUCUGACUGAGCUCGUCCGUGGAAUGACCCUGGAAGAGGCUGGCAAGAUUAAGAAUACCGAUGUGGCGAAGGAGCUCUGCUUGCCUCCUGUCAAGUUGCACUGCUCCAUGCUCGCUGAGGAUGCUAUCAAGUCCGCCAUCUCCGACUACUACACCAAGAACCCCAAGGCCCGCACCACCGAUCUCUCCGGCACGGGCGCCUCCAUGGCCGAUAUCGACCAGCCCACCGCCGGCAGCCCUGCCGCUUCCCUUUAA
Penicillium cataractarum is the source of this 597-nucleotide messenger RNA. RefSeq names its product iron-sulfur cluster assembly scaffold protein. The record is from RefSeq and is a predicted model, not a curated record. The coding region runs from base 1 to 597 and encodes 198 amino acids. Gene Ontology annotation, molecular function: 2 iron, 2 sulfur cluster binding; ferrous iron binding. NCBI's taxonomy places the organism in Eukaryota, Fungi, Ascomycota, Eurotiomycetes, Eurotiales, Aspergillaceae. The transcript is spliced from 2 exons. Gene Ontology annotation, biological process: intracellular iron ion homeostasis; iron-sulfur cluster assembly. Gene Ontology annotation, cellular component: cytoplasm; mitochondrial matrix.